Notolabrus celidotus (New Zealand spotty) is the source of this 2032-nucleotide messenger RNA. RefSeq names its product nyctalopin (gene nyx). The transcript is spliced from 5 exons. Gene Ontology annotation, molecular function: protein binding. The record is from RefSeq and is a predicted model, not a curated record. Bases 225 to 1667 code for a protein of 480 amino acids. Lineage: Eukaryota; Metazoa; Chordata; Actinopteri; Labriformes; Labridae.
CACACACAGAGAGUGAAGAGGGGGGAGGAUGAGGAGUGAAAACAUCACUUCAGCAGGAGAACUGUGUCAGGACAGAGCAGCUGGCUCGGCUGGAGGUGCUGACUGAUGUAGAACAUGGACCCACAUGUUUGGACCGUGACUUUGAACACACAUGGAUGCAGCUGUCCGGACACUUCUACAGACCUCCGUUAAUCCUGGCAUGUCCCAGAUGAGAGACUACAGUAAUGACUGUCAUCACUUUCACUGUCUCUGUGCUGUGCCUGCUGCCUCAGGCGGUGCUGGCACGGUGGGCGUGUGUUCGGGCGUGUCCGGCGUCCUGCUCCUGCACACAGGAGAAGAGCUGCAGUGUGCUGUGCGACCGCUCCGCCCUGGCUGAGCUGCCCAAAGAGUUCCCCUGCGAGGCCUCCGCCAUCAACCUGGACAAGAACCGGCUCAAGUUCCUGUCCGAGAGGGCGUUCGGCACCCUGCCCUCCCUCAAGUCUCUGUCUCUGGACCACAACAACAUCUCCUUCAUCACUCCUGGGGCGUUCAAGGGCCUCUCUAACCUGGUGGACCUGAAGAUGGCACACAACGAGUACAUCAGCUACCUUCACACGCGGACGUUCACCGGGUUGAAGAAGCUGGUGCGUUUGGAUCUGUCCGACUGCAACCUCUUCAACAUCCCCGAUCGUAUCUUCAUCGAGCAGACGGCGCUGAAGGAGCUGCUCUGCUUCCAGAACAACUUCAGGAGGAUCCCCGGAGCCAUCCGAGGCAUGGAGAACCUGACCCACAUCUACCUGGAGAAGAGCAAGAUCGAGGCGGUGGCCUACAACUCCCUGCUGGGCCUGGGGAGUCUGAGGUACCUGAACCUCCAGGAGAACCGCAUCAAUGUGAUCCACGACCAGGCCUUCCAGGACCUGGUGCGGCUCGAGAACUUCUACCUCAAUGACAACCUUCUGUCUGAUCUGCCCCGGCACGCCUUCAAGGGUCUCACACGCCUCAAGAUGCUCAACCUCGGGGGGAACCAGUUGAUCAAUGUGUCUAAGACCUGGUUCAGUGACCUGGUGGAGCUGGAGGUCCUGUACCUAGACAGGAACCAGGUGAUGUUCAUCGAGGAGGGCACUUUUGAGAACCUGACCAGCCUGAUCACGCUGCACCUGAACAGCAACAACCUCACCACGCUCCCGUUCCCGGUGUUCCAGCCCAUCUACUUCCUGGGUCGCCUGUACCUGUUCAGGAACCCCUGGGAGUGCGACUGCUCCCUGGUGUGGCUGAAGGAGUGGAUGGAGAGCUACAAGCUGGUGCGGGACAUCCCCUGUUCUUCGCCUUCCUCGGUCGCGGGGAUGGAUCUCAGCGAGGUGGUCUUCGCCAAAAUAAACGGCACCUGCGUGGACCCCGCAGAGCUGAACCUGACCACGGUGUCCUCAGAGAUCGUCUCCACCACUGAGAACCGCUUCAUCAGCCUCAUUUCCAAACUGCUGCAGCAGGAGCUCAAAGAGGAGAUGGGGAACAGCACUGAGAGCCUCCGCAACGGGACUCUGCUGGAUCCUGAGGACGGACAGCUCUCUGCAGGGGUCGGAGGUCAACACGAGCAGGGGUGCAGAUCCUUCGUCUGCUUCCUCGGGGUGUGGCUGAUCUUUAAUUUGAUCGACCAAUCGAAUGUUUACUUCUGUCUUUCUUGCACAUGAGAACUGAGGAAGGAGAGUGUUUCCUGAACGAGGGGAACGAUGAGGAGUAGCUUUUCAAAUUGCCGAGGAGAUACAAGAUGAAGUCCGAGGAAUCCUCUUCUCCUCGUGCCAAAUGUAGGAUUUUCAGAAUGUCUUCUUCUUCUUCUCUGGUGGCGUGCAACCUGGAUAUUUGCAGCUCCUGUUGUGAGAAAGACUGACGCUGACACGGCUGCUCAUGAACAAUAAUCCCUGAUAUUUCUAGGUGAAGUACUUGCAUAAGAGAAACCAACAUGUCCGCCCCGUCCUGAUGCAGACGCCAUGUUAACGCUGCGGGGGUUGAUUCAAACUGUGGAUUCCUGUCAUUAAAGUGUGUGUGUGAACCUCCA